This is a messenger RNA of Rhizoctonia solani, 1452 nucleotides long. RefSeq names its product Transposase family Tnp2 protein. The transcript has 5 exons. Lineage: Eukaryota; Fungi; Basidiomycota; Agaricomycetes; Cantharellales; Ceratobasidiaceae. The record is from RefSeq and is a predicted model, not a curated record. The coding region runs from base 1 to 1452 and encodes 483 amino acids.
AUGAAUCUAUCUGUUUCUGGAGCAACUAGGCCUGCCCCGCUUCCCCUUGGCAACAAUCCCCUUCCUUCUGACGCCAAAGAACCCCAUCAUGACAAUUCAUACAUAGAAGACAACGACAAUGCUUAUCCUUACCCAGACGAUCCAGACAAUCCAGACAAUCCAGACAACGCCAAGGGAGUGCUCGUGGAGGAACCGCUGAUCCGUGUCCCACCGGAUGAUGCCAAGGGGCCUCCCAAGCCUCCUGGCAAUGAUGGAGGAGCCGGCAUGCCUCUAUUUGAUGCUCACCCAACGCUACGGAACAUUUACUUGCGCACUUGGGCUCAGUACGCGUUCAACCAUGCAACACAAGACUCUGUUCAAUUGAUACUGGAGUCCCACAAAUUGGCCCUUAUGGCCAAUGCACAAUACCUCCCUCAGCUGCUUGUUGAAGAGAUUCAACAAAUGCCUCUUACUCUACGGUCGCUUGAGCGCCGGCUUGGAAUGGACCACUCGGAACUAAUCAGAAUCUAUCCUGUGUGCCCCGAGCCCACAUGCGGCAGACAAUACACCAUGGAGCAACUUUACCAGCUCCCCAAUCCCCAGUGCACUUGGAACGUUGGAGAACAAUGCCUUGGUAUUCUAUACACGGAGCGCUUACUUGCCAACGGUACUAUCAAGCGUAGCCCCUCUAAAUCAUUUCCUUACAUUCCUCUCCCUGCUGCUCUUGGUUGUCUAUUGUCCCGCCCCGGUAUGUCCAAGCUUUGUCAACAUUGGCGUAACAACAACAAUCCCAACGAUGAGCCAACUGAGAACCCAACAAGGCCUCAGGAUCCUGUGGAGUGGUUCAACAACAUGCCAGUCAACCAACAAUUUUCGGACAUCAGCAAGGGCUGGGGUUGGCGGGCGCAUGCAACGGGACUCACCCAACAAUUUAUUAAUGGCAACCUUACACUUAAUGCCAAUGGAUACCAGGCAAACAAAGGCGAUUACACUGCCGGUGGAAGUUAUACUUCCAACAGAGUGUAUAUUGUUAUCAAUAAUCUUCCGUAUUUCAAACGGAAUUUAUUUGAAAACACAAUCCUUGCAAUGGUACUCCCUGGACCAACGGAGCCUAAGGACUACGCGUUUGACCAAAUGAUGGAGCCUCUUAUUGACAAUUUAAUUUCUCUGUCUAAUGGCAUGUCUAGCAUUGAGUUGCCGGUGCACAAUGCUGAGACGGGGGAAAUUCAAGACCAAUGCGUUUACGCAAACUUAUCCGUCCUUGUGGUCGAUUGGAUCGCGCGCAUCAAGUGUAUAGGUCAUGUUGGCGCUACUUCCAAAGAAAACCACUGCCCGUAUUGCAAGCUACGGGCCUGUUUGCUGUCGACCGAGCAAGGCUAUGACCAUGAAGUUUAUGAUCUUUGCAAGCCUCACAAGCAUUUACAGCAUAAGCACCGCUGGCUCUGUGCGGAAUGGUGUCGUGCACCACUGUAA